This is a messenger RNA of Podarcis raffonei (Aeolian wall lizard), 1831 nucleotides long. RefSeq names its product transmembrane protein 181 (gene TMEM181). The coding region runs from base 246 to 1817 and encodes 523 amino acids. Lineage: Eukaryota; Metazoa; Chordata; Lepidosauria; Squamata; Lacertidae. The record is from RefSeq and is a predicted model, not a curated record. The transcript has 17 exons. Gene Ontology annotation, molecular function: toxic substance binding.
GGCGGCGCUCUGCCGAGAAAGGAAGAGAGGAAAGCGGAGGGUCGCUUCAAGCGGCGGCCUCUCGGCCAUUGCAGCUCUCUCCCCCUCGGCAGCCCGGCUCAACGCCGAGGAGCUCCAGACCGAGGCCCAGGCGCCACCGGGGUCUCCAUGGCCGAGCCCGGGAGGCGGCGGCGGGCUUAGAGCGGGGCCCCCGGGGGUUGCUGCUGUCUCCGCGGCCGCUGGCUGGGUGAGGAGGGGCUGGCGCGAUGUCCGGGUGCGGGAUGGAGGCGGAUUACCCCGCCUUUGAGAACCCGCUCUGCGGCGAGCUCAAGCACAUUUGCAAAAGGAUCAGAGAGACCUAUAAGGAGAUCAAAGAGGACCUGACCCCUUACAAAGAUGAUCGCUACUACAGGUUGGCCCCGAUGCGAUUAUAUACGCUGUCCAAACGCCACUUUGUCUUGGUCUUCGUUGUAUUCUUCAUUUGUUUUGGUUUAACCGUUUUAAUAGGUAUUGCAGGUCCCAAUGUCAUUGAACCCUUUCAAGUGAAAUCUCAGUUGAACAAUGGCUCCAAGAUAAGGCCAUUUAAUUUAAGUUCACCGCCGUUAUCUACUUAUAAUCAGCAGUUAUGGCUGACAUGUGUAGUGGAGUUGGACCAACGUUUUGAUAACAAAUGGAAUGGCUUGAAAAAAAACUUCAAUAUGCUGGUUACAAUAAGUGGUGUAAUAGAGAAUGCAAGCGUCAGGUAUUUUAACAAGGAACUUCACAACCGAACAAGGACGCUGAACUGUGCACAGCAAUGUGCUGAAUUUAUUGUGGUCCAUCUUGGUUAUCUGAACUACACUCGCUAUGAGAUCACUGUCGCCUUUGAAAACCUUCCUCCAAUCAAGCAUUACAAUUUCACAUGGAAAACCUAUAACUCAGCCUUCUCUCAAGUGGAAAUCUGGUUCCGAUUUGUCUUUGUGGUCCUUACUUUCAUCGUCACAUGUCUCUUUGCACACUCCCUGCGCAAGUUCUCUAUGCGAGAUUGGGGAAUAGAGCAGAAGUGGAUGUCGAUCCUCCUCCCCCUGCUGUUGCUCUAUAAUGAUCCAUUUUUCCCCCUCUCAUUCCUAAUCAACAGUUGGUUUCCUGGAAUGCUAGAUGACCUCUUCCAGUCGCUGUUCUUAUGUGCAUUGCUGCUGUUUUGGCUCUGUGUCUACCAUGGGAUCAGAGUGCAGGGUGAAAGGAGGUGCAUAACAUUCUAUUUUCCUAAACUCCUUAUUGUUGGUCUUUUGUGGCUGGCUUCUGUUACAUUAGGAAUAUGGCAGACUGUCAAUGAACUACAUGACCCAACAUACCAGUAUGGGAUUGACACAAACAACUUUCAGGGUAUGAAAAUCUUCUUCCUUGUGGUGGCAGCUGUGUACAUUUUGUACCUUUUGUUCCUGAUAAUCAGGGCAUGCUCAGAACUCCGUAACAUGCCCUAUGUCGAUCUCAGGCUAAAAUUCUUGACUGCGUUGACGUUUGUAGUUCUCGUCAUUAGCAUCGUUAUACUUUAUCUGCGUUUUGGAGCCCAGGUUCUGCAAGACAACUUUGUGGCUGAACUGUCGACCCAUUAUCAUAAUUCUGCAGAAUUCUUAUCGUUCUACGGCUUAUUGAACUUCUAUUUAUACACAUUAGCCUUCGUAUAUUCACCAUCAAAAAAUGCCCUGUAUGAGUCUCAGCUGAAAGAUAAUCCUGCCUUCUCUAUGCUGAACGACUCAGAUGAUGAUGUGAUCUAUGGGAGUGAUUAUGAAGAAAUGCCACUUCAGAACGGCCAAGCCAUCAGAGCCAAAUUCAAGGAAGAAUCGGACAGUGAUUAAGUUUUCAGAGAAGU